GCGAGAAUUCACCAGGAGAAACGUCUGCAGAAUGAAGGAGAAGAACGAAGAACGAAACCAACAACAAAUGUCAGACUUCUACAUUUAUUUCUCCAUGACCUUAAAGGAUAUACACAUGCAUCCAAGAACAAACCAAGACAAGUUAAUAAAUAUGGACACAAGUCUAAUUCAAAACAAACGUAUUUGAAAGAGAGAAGGAAAAUGGCAGUAUAUUUCCACACUAUGGGACAAUGGAAGUGAUAGAAGGGAAGAUGACGGAAGAUCCGAUGACCUUUGACCCCACCGUCGGACCGAAUCACUCCAGCCAGCACUGGCCUCUUAUUGACGUCAACGAAACGAGCUCCACCUACGCCAUAAAUCUUCUCCUCUCCUGCAUCUACACCGCCCUGUUCUUCCCGCUCGGCCUCGUGGGUAACGUCCUGAUUCUGCUGGUGAACUUUGACCCUCGUCAACGCAUGAGCACCCCCGACCUGUACUUCACCAAUUUGGCUCUGGCCGACCUGGUGCUGGUGCUGGACUCGCUCAUCGAGGUGUUCAACCUGAGCGCGCACUACUACGACGACGCCGUGCUGUGCUCCUGCAUGGCGCUCUUCCUGCAGGUCAACAUGUACAGCAGUGUGUUCUCGCUCACCUGGAUGAGUCUGGACCGCUGCCUUGCGCUGACCGGCCUCAGGGCGCGCGCGCUACCCGAAAACGCUUCCGCCUCGCACCAUCCGCGCGUCGCCCGUAGGGCUUGCGUGACCAUUUGGGCGGCGGCCACCCUGUGCACGCUGAUCCCAUUCGCUACAGCGCACAUGCAUCACGGCUGGGGGCGUGGCUUCUGUUUUGCGGGUGUGGCCGAGGUGCAGUGGCUGGAGGUGACGCUGGGAUUCGCCCUGCCUUUUUGCGUGAUGGGCGUUUGCUACACCCUGAUCGCGCGCGUGCUUCUGCGCUCCGAUAGGCCGCAGCGAACCAAAGCCCUGCGCAUGAUCGUCGCAGCCGUGAGCGUGUUUUUUGUGUGCUGGCUUCCGGAGAACGUCUUCAUCAGCGUCCAUCUCCUGAGUGGCGACACUGACGCCUCACGGCGGAGAGGGAACCACACGUUGUGGCAGCGCUACCCGCUGACGGGACACGUGGUGACCUUGGCGGCCUGCGCCAACAGCUGCCUGAACCCGCUCGUCUACAGCCUGCUGGGAAACACGUUCAGACAGAAACUGCAAGUGUUCGUCGCGCAUCACGUGCACUGCCUGCAUACAUGCGCGCAGAAUGUGAGCGCGACGCCACCCUGUCCAUGCGUCGCUUGCACAAACACGCACCAUUCGUGCUCGCAUGAGAAUAUGGAGGAGGAGGAGCGUGACCUCCGGAGCGGCGAGGAGGGGCGAGAGUGUGUGUGUGACCGAGUGGGAUAAACAGUCAUGUUGUAAUGACACAGGAGGACGAGUUCUUGACUUUAUCCUAUAAAAUCAUUACUAUAAUACUUAUAUUAAGCAAGUGAUUGAAUAUGUCAGUAAAAACACACAAAACCUUUUAAAUAAACGCUGUUCUUUUGAUCGAUCUAUUCAUCAAACACUCCUGCUCAUGGUUUCAACUAAAAUAUCAGUGAUGAUAAUAAUCAGAAAAGUUUCUUGAGCUGCAAAUCAUCAUAUUAGAGUGAUUUCUAAAGGAUCAUGUGACACUGAAGACGGCUGAGUGAGAAUUCUGCUUUGAUCGAAGGAAUAAAUUGUGUUUUAAAAACAUUAAAUAUUUCAGAAUAUGACUGUUUUUAACAUGAACAAACAAUGAACUGUAGUUUUAUCAAGUAAUAUUAACGAAGGUUAACCAAUGCUGUAAAAAUAUAUUGCUCACAGUUCAUGUUAAAGGAGUAGUUCACUUUUCAAAA
Molecule: messenger RNA, 1858 nt
Organism: Pimephales promelas (fathead minnow)
Lineage: Eukaryota; Metazoa; Chordata; Actinopteri; Cypriniformes; Leuciscidae
Product: G protein-coupled estrogen receptor 1
Biological process (GO): cellular response to estradiol stimulus; G protein-coupled receptor signaling pathway
Cellular component (GO): membrane
Molecular function (GO): G protein-coupled receptor activity; nuclear estrogen receptor activity
Source: RefSeq, a predicted model, not a curated record